Salmo salar (Atlantic salmon) is the source of this 2693-nucleotide messenger RNA. It is a transcript of the gene cops4, whose product is annotated as COP9 constitutive photomorphogenic homolog subunit 4 (Arabidopsis). The record is from RefSeq and is a predicted model, not a curated record. Gene Ontology annotation, cellular component: COP9 signalosome; cytosol. Lineage: Eukaryota; Metazoa; Chordata; Actinopteri; Salmoniformes; Salmonidae.
CAGAUCUGCUACAAGCCUUGGAGGACCUUCUAGGCGUUCCCUGUGUAGCGUGGGCAGCAUACCCUCUUGUCGGCUGAUAAUUCUCGUUGUUGACACUUCGUCGGAGAAAAUGGCGGCUGGAGUGAGACAGGAGCUUGCACAACUUAUGAAUUCAAGCGGAUCUCACAAAGAUCUCGCUGGAAAAUAUCGACAGAUUCUGGAGAAGGCCAUCCAAUUCACAGAUGCAGAACAAUUGGAAUCAUUAAAAGCAUUCGUCGAAGCAAUGGUCAAUGAGAACGUCAGCUUAGUGAUCUCUAGACAGCUGCUGACAGACUUCUGCACAAACAUACCCAGUCUUCCUGAUAGCACAGCCAAGUCAGUUUACCACUUCACACUAGAGAAGAUACAGCCCAGGGUCAUCUCAUUUGAAGAACAGGUGGCCUCCAUCAGACAGCACCUAUCCACCAUCUAUGAGAAGGAGGAGGACUGGAGAAAUGCUGCUCAGGUUCUAGUGGGCAUUCCUCUGGAGACAGGACAGAAGCAGUACAACGUAGACUAUAAGUUGGACACGUACCUGAAGAUCGCCCGUCUGUACCUGGAGGAUGAUGACCCUGUUCAGGCCGAGGCCUACAUCAACAGAGCCUCUCUGCUCCAGAACGAGUCCACCAACGAACAGCUACAGGUCCACUACAAAGUGUGCUACGCCAGAGUGUUGGACUACAGGAGGAAGUUUAUCGAGGCUGCACAGCGGUACAACGAGCUCUCUUACAAGUCCAUCGUUCACGAGACGGAGCGUCUAGAGGCCCUGAAGCACGCUCUUCAUUGCACCAUCCUGGCAUCAGCAGGCCAGCAGCGCUCCCGUAUGUUAGCCACCCUGUUUAAAGACGAGCGCUGUCAGCAGCUGGCGGCCUAUGGCAUCCUAGAGAAGAUGUACCUGGACCGCAUAAUCAGGGGGAACCAGCUGCAGGAGUUUGCUGCCAUGCUCAUGCCCCACCAGAAAGCCACCACUGGGGAUGGCUCCAGCAUAUUGGACAGAGCUGUUAUUGAACACAACCUGCUGUCUGCUAGCAAACUUUACAACAACAUCACGUUUGAAGAGCUAGGGGCGCUUCUGGAGAUCCCUCCCGCUAAGGACGAUUAUCUCCAUGGUGAGGUCCCUGGUUACAGAUGCAGUCUGGCUGAAAAGAUCGCCUCCCAGAUGAUAACAGAGGGACGCAUGAACGGCUUUAUCGACCAGAUAGACGGAAUCGUCCACUUUGAGACACGGGAGCCCCUGCCCACCUGGGACAAGCAGAUCCAGUCUCUAUGUUUUCAGGUGAACAACCUGCUGGAAAAGAUCACUGCUGCUGCUCCUGAGUGGACAGCCCAGGCCAUGGAGGCUCAGAUGACCCAGUAGACUGACUGACACCCCCUGGCCUGGAACACUCCACAUGACCACCCACACCAGGCACACCCCCUGGGCCUGGAACACUCCACAUGACCACCCACACCAGGCACACCCCCUGGCCUGGAACACUCCACAUGACCACCCACACCAGGCACACCCACUGGCCUGGGACAUCCCAAAUGACCACCCACACCAGGCACACCCUCUAGCCUGGGACAUCUCACAUGACCACCCACACCAGGCACACCCACUGGCCUGGGACAUCCCAAAUGACCAGGCACACCCCCUGGCCUGGGACAUCUCACAUGACCACCCACACCAGGCACACCCACUGGCCUGGGACAUCCCACAUGACCACCCACACCAGGCACACCCACUGGCCUGGGACAUCUCACAUCACCCCACACACCAGGGCACACCUGGCCUGGGACAUCUCACAUGACCACCCACACCAGGCACACCCACUGGCCUGGGACAUCUCACAUGACCACCCACACCAGGCACACCCCCUUGCCUGGAACACCUCACAUCACCCCACACACCAGGGCACACCUGGCCUGGAACACCUCACAUCACCCCACACACCAGGGCAGACCUGGCCUGGAAUACCCCACACACCAGGGCACAUCUCACAUGGCACCCUAGUCCUUAUUCACUAUAGAGGGUGCGAUUUUGGCUGGGUGGCUGGGCUAAGUGCGAAGUUUUGUAAGAUCGUACUGUUCUGAAGACUGCAAACACGAAAUUGUUCAGUUGAAACCAGUUGAAGCCAAAUUCUGUUGUAUUUUGGCAGGGGUUAAUAGAGCUUAGCCGAGCACCCGGCCUUAGUAGUGGUAGGGGAAACACUGGCCACUCCUCCCCACAUUCUCUGUCUCCCUCUCUCUCUGUUUCUCUGUCUCUCUCUCUUGCUCUCUCUCUGUCUCUCUCUGUCUCUCGCCCAUUUAAGUGUGAGACAUGUUUCAAUCUGGUGUUCUCUAGCAUGUUUCUCAGAAGAAGGCUGCUGUAUAUUAUGCUUGGAGUUUCCCAUUCAUCUUUCUAGGACUAAUAAAUGGAUACUUGAAUCCAUAGGCUCAUCAAGUUACCAGUGGUUGCAAUCUCAUAUAUACUUUGAUUUCAUGUAUUACAAACCAGAGAACGCAAACACUGAUGUCCCACGACGAAGGUGUUAGUGAUUCAAUUUGAAAUGUGAAAGACACACAGGCCAUGCCUACCGACACUUAAUUUGUUGCUGUAUUCUUGUACAAUGAUUUAGUUACAUUCUGUUUGGAAACAUUUUGUCAGACCUGGAGUGCAACUUCAACAAAGAGAUGAAUAAAAAAAAAAAAAGAAA